AUGAGCCAGCUUGGAGUGGCAUUUGGCAGGGAGGGGGGUGGGAAGACGAGCGGCCGCGGGCGGCGGGCCGAGGGCCGAGGGCCGGCGCGGGGAGGCGGGCGCCAGCCGGGCCGCGGGCUGCCGCGCGUGACGUCGCGCCGGGCAGGCGUUAUCAGCGGCGGGGCCGCGGCCGGGGCGGCGCGGGUACCGCGGACGGCUGCAGCCGGCGGCCGCGCGCCCGUGCCCAGCGCCUCUGGCCGGGCGCCCGCCGCAGGGCGGCAUGAGCCCGCGGCCGCGGCCCUAGCGCCCCGCUCCUCCGCCCGGCGGCCCGGCGGCGGGGACGGGGCUCGCGGCGGGCGUGGGAGCCAUGAAGCCGAGCCGGCCGGGCCGGCGAGGGAGCUGGAGCCGCAGGCACCGGCCCGGGGCGAGCAGCGCGCGGCGGAGCCCGAGGGGCGCUGGCGGGAGAAGGGCGAGGCGGACACGGAGCGGCAGCGCACCCGCGAGCGGCAGGAGGCCACGCUGGCCGGGCUGGCCGAGCUGGAGUACCUGCGGCAGCGCCAGGAGCUGCUGGUGCGGGGCGCCCUGCGCGGCGCCGGGGCUGCGCCCCGCGCGGGGGAGCCGCCGGGGGAGGCGGCGGGGCGCGGCCGCCUGGAGGAGAAGUUCUUGGAGGAGAACAUCUUGCUGCUGCGGAAGCAGUUGAAUUGUUUGAGGAGAAGAGAUGCUGGUUUGUUGAAUCAGUUGCAAGAACUUGACAAGCAGAUAAGUGACCUGAGACUGGAUGUAGAAAAGACAUCUGAAGAGCACCUGGAGACGGACAGCCGGCCCAGCUCAGGGUUUUAUGAGCUGAGUGAUGGAGCUUCAGGAUCCCUGUCCAAUUCCUCUAACUCGGUCUUCAGUGAGUGUUUAUCCACUUGUCAUUCUAGCACCUGCUUCUGCAGCCCCUUGGAGGCAACCCUGACUAUCUCAGAUGGUUGCCCCAAAUCUGCUGAUCUCAUAGGAUGGUUGGAAGGUAAAGAAGCCCACUGUGAAGACCCGGCCUCGGCGGCAGUUUGCCCUUCCCCCUACACACCACAAUUUAAUUCCCUUGAUGUCAUUGCAGAUGUGAAUCCCAAGUACCAGUGUGAUCUGGUGUCUAAAAACGGGAAUGAUGUGUACCGCUAUCCCAGUCCACUCCAUGCCGUGGCCGUGCAGAGCCCAAUGUUUCUCCUUUGCUUGACCGGCAACCCUCUGCGGGAAGAGGAGAGGCUUGGUAACCAUGCCAGUGACGUUUGUGUCGGACCUCAGGUGGACGCCAUCAAGACAGGCACUUCCUUACCAUCGCCAAGCAGCUUGUGGGCUGCUCCCCACCCCUCAUCCAGUAAGAAAAUGGACGGCUACAUUCUGAGCCUGGUCCAGAAAAAAACACACCCUGUAAGGACCAACAAACCGAGAACCAGUGUGAACGCUGACCCCAGCAAGGGGCUUCUGAGGAACGGGAGCUUCUGCGUCAGAGUGCCUGGGGGCGUCUCGCAGGGCCAUAGCGGGAACCUUAAGAAUUCUAAACAGGCGCCUGUGCCCCCUGGUGGAAUCCUGGCUUUGGACGGUGGGCCGUUCUCCCCGCUGAAGCAGUGGGCGAAGGAAGCAAAGGCAGACCAACUGGAAAGCAAGAGGCUGCCCGCGCCCGAGGGCGGCUUGCCAGGCGCCGCCGCUGACCUUCAGAGCAAGCAUCUGCCCAAAAGUGCCAAGCCAGCCUCCCAGGAGCACACUCGCUGUCCCACCGCGGUGACAGGGGAGCCCCCUAAAGACAGCAGUCAGAUCCCAGCUGCCCCUCCAAAGGAGAGCCCUGGGCGGGCCCCCGCCCCUCUGCAGGAGAACAGAGUGGUGCAGUCCCUCAAGAAGGCCUCGCAGAAAACCGGCCCGCCGGCGCCCCCCGCCCCCGUGGCCCCCGGGGCGCUGCCGUCCUCGGCCUUCCCGGGGCCCGAGCGGCCGGCCCUGGAGUUCAAGAGCGAGGGCUCGUCUUCGCAGAGCCUCGAGGAGGGGCCGCCGGGGAAGGCGCCGUGCGUCCCGGGGCCGCAGCCGGGCGGGAGGCCAUCCCGGGCCAGCCGCGCCGCCGUCCCGCGGGGCUCGGCCCCGAAGCCCAGGCCGCAGGCCCUGCACGGGCCCGAGGGCGCGCUGCCCGGGCCGAGGGAGCGGAGCCACGCGGCCGGCAGGAAGGGGCGGCUCCCCGACGACGCGGAGCCGGGCAAGAGGCUGCGGAGGGCGCCGGCCAAGGGCCGCAGGGGCGGCGGCGGCCAGGCCGAGGCGGCGCUCCCCAGCCGGCCGCUGGGCGCCGGCCCCCGCGGGCCCGGGAGCAGGGCGCACGGGCACGGCCGCGAGGCGCUGGCCAGGCCCCGGCACAAGCGGCCCGAGUCGCGGCGCUGGCGCUCGGCGGCCGAGGUGUCCUACGAGGAGGCCCUGCGCAGGGCGCGGCGCGGCCGCCGCGGGCACGCGGGUCCCUACGCGGCGCCGCCGCCCUUCGCCAGCGCCUACGCGUGCGCGGCCAGCGACUCCGAGUACUCGGCCGAGUGCGAGUCCCUGUUCCACUCCACCGUGCUGGACACCAGCGAGGACGAGCGCAGCAACUACACCACCAACUGCUUCGGCGACAGCGAGUCCAGCGUGAGCGAGGGCGACUUCGUGGGCGAGAGCACCAGCACCAGCGACUCGGAAGAAAGCGGGGGCUUCAUGUGGUCCCAGUUUGUGCAGACCCUCCCUCUGCAGGCCGUCCGCGCCCCGGACCUGCACGGCAACCCCGCCAAAGCCUUCGUCAAAAUCAAGGCCUCGCAUACCCUCAAGAGGAAGAUCCUCCGAUUUCGGUCUGGCUCCUUGAAACUGAUGACGACCGUUUGAAUCACGUCGUUGGUGUGAAAGUGGGUAUUUUCUAGUUACCGAAGAAAAGGUGGCGUCCUAGUUUUUGUGUCGUAAUUGCACAGAAUGCUUUCCUUUUGUUAAGAUAAAACCAAGAUAAAUUAUGUCUCAUUUCAUCAUGUGUGGACACUAGUGCCUUUAAUGGAAGGUAAAGAAUGUUUUACUGGUUAGAAGUAAAUAUUGAGUUUUUAAUGGUGGUAAUAGUGAAUGAAUUUUGUGGUAUCAGAUGAUUUUUAAAUGUUCUGAGCAUCUGUGAAGGCGCAGGUUUUGAUGUUCAAGUCUGGUUGGGGUGAGACCUUUGGAUCUGGAGGUCAGGUGGAUAGAAUUGCAGGACAUGCAUUUGCUUCUAGGUUCUUUAGGGCAGUGUCUCCGUGAGGGUUAUCCAGUUGAGGGGCAUCACGUACAAUUGUGCAAAGUAGGUACGAGGGACAGUCAUUGUUUGCUGUAAAUUUUUUAUACAGUCUGCAUCUCUCAAAUGUAUCCCCAUUCUAUUUUCUUCUCAGAACUGUUUGGUUUACUGGACUCAGAACUUGAAGACCAGACCCUGAAUCCAGAGAGCUGGCGACCUGGAUAGGGAGCUGGUGCUAUCUUAAAGGAUUCGCUAAACUUUUGCCACACUUGGUGCCUAGGCCCUGGUUGCAGUAACCCCUUCUGGGGCCAUUUAUCCAGCAUUUUGAUGCCUUUCUCCUUCUCCCUAAUUUGCAGCAGAUCCAACUAUUUCUCCCUUGGAGGACUUGCCUUUGUGAUAAAAUUUUGGUCCGUAGGUACAGAGAAGUUCACUCCUAAUAAAGCUUGGGCGUGACUACAAGCCCAGAAUUGCUCACUGAGCACUGUGCCACCUUAGCAGUGACCCAAACACACGAGUGCAAUCCAGUCCAGAUUGGACCACUGAUGCUGUCUGGAAGGGCUUUUUUUAAAAAAAAAAACAAACUUUUUUGGUAACAGUAUUGUGUAAAAUUGCUUUUUUUAUACCAAUAUAUGCAUGUUUUGUGCAUGAGUAGUAUUUGUUUUGAUACUCCUGUUGGUGUUAAAUUGCUGUAUGAUAUAACAGUAUGUGUUUUUAUAUAUCAUUGUGUAAAUUUAAUAUAACACAUUAUAUACUGUAAUAAACGAUUUGUUUUACUGCUGUUAAGUUUGUUAUUUGGGUAUAAAACCAGAUGUUUACACCUAUAAA
Equus caballus (horse) is the source of this 4039-nucleotide messenger RNA. RefSeq names its product dishevelled binding antagonist of beta catenin 1 (gene DACT1). NCBI's taxonomy places the organism in Eukaryota, Metazoa, Chordata, Mammalia, Perissodactyla, Equidae. Gene Ontology annotation, cellular component: cytoplasm. Gene Ontology annotation, biological process: negative regulation of JNK cascade; negative regulation of canonical Wnt signaling pathway; regulation of Wnt signaling pathway, planar cell polarity pathway. The record is from RefSeq and is a predicted model, not a curated record.